GAGAAAAGUUGCUGAUAAUUAAACCCUUUUUCUAGAGAUUGCUAUGGCCUGGAAUUGGGUGUGUUUCUGAGUGCUCCAUACACUGGGCGGGGCUUAGCUGGUCUUCCCGCCCAGCUUAUGCAAAGCCAUCUUACUUUUAAAGGAGCCGGCCGAGGCCUAGGCCCUAAGAGGAAACCCAGCAAAGGACUACGGGUCCACAGAAGCUUAGAGUGUCCCGACGCCACGGCCAGGGGCACCCUGCUCCCACUGCACAGCAGCCACCACCGACUCCCGGGCUGGGUACCGGGGCUCCAGGACUGCGCCGACGAAACCCGCCCGCCCGGCCCAAGAGGAGAGCGGCGCGGGAAGCCAGGCCCCGCCCCCGGUCCACCUCUUCCGCUCGGCCCUGAGGAGUCUGCGCGGCCGCGGGAUCCCUUCUGACGCGGCCACGUUGCCCGGUGAGCCAGCCCGUGGCGCCCGGUUCCCGACACCCCUCUGCUCGGCUCUCAGCCGGGCUCCCGGGCCCAGGCCUUCCCGCGCCGUCCGUGAGGUGCAGCUGUGCGGGGACCGGUCAGGCCGCCCGAGAGCUCCGCGCGCGCCUGGGAUCCCCGCACCCGAGGCCCCGCUCCGGAGCUGAGAAGCGGAGCGAGCGCGCCGGGCUCCGCCAGAGCUCGGCUCCGGGCUCAUGCCCUGCGGCCCAGCCGGCCGACGCCAUGGCCUCCGGGAGCGUGGCCGAGUGCCUGCAGCAGGAGACCACCUGCCCCGUGUGUCUUCAGUACUUUGUGGAGCCCAUGAUGCUCGACUGCGGCCACAACAUCUGUUGCGCGUGCCUGGCCCGCUGCUGGGGUGCCGCGGAGACUAACGUGUCGUGCCCGCAGUGCCGGGAGACCUUCCCGCAGCGCAACAUGCGGCCCAACCGGCACCUGGCCAACGUGACCCAGCUGGUGAAGCAGCUGCGCACCGAGCGGCCGUCGGGACCGGGCGGCGAGAUGGGCGUGUGCGAGAAGCACCGCGAGCCUCUGAAGCUGUACUGCGAGCAGGACCAGAUGCCCAUCUGCGUGGUGUGCGACCGCUCGCGCGAGCACCGCGGCCACAGCGUGCUGCCGCUGGAGGAGGCUGUGGAAGGCUUCAAGGAGCAAAUCCAGAAUCGGCUGGAGCACCUAAGAAGAGUGAAAGACUUGAAGAAGAGGCGGCGGGCACAGGGGGAGCAGGCACGAGCUGAGCUCUUGAGCCUGACCCAGAUGGAGAGGGAGAAAAUCGUUUGGGAGUUUGAGCAGCUCUAUCACUCUUUGAAAGAACAUGAGUAUCGACUGUUGGCUCGCCUCGAGGAGCUCGACUUGGCCAUCUAUAACAGCAUCAACGGUGCCAUCACUCAGUUCUCCUGUAACAUCUCCCACCUCAGUGGCCUGAUUGCCCAACUGGAGGAGAAGCAGCAGCAGCCCACAAGGGAGCUCUUGCAGGACAUUGGCGACACACUGAGCAGGGCUGAAAGAAUCAGGAUCCCUGAGCCCUGGAUCACACCUCCAGAUCUACAAGAGAAGAUCCAUAUUUUUGCCCAAAAAUGUCUGUUUUUGACAGAAAGUCUAAAACAGUUCACAGAAAAAAUGCAAUCAGAUAUGGAGAAGAUCCAAGAGUUGAGAGAGGCUCAGUUAUACUCAGUGGAUGUGACCCUGGACCCAGACACAGCCUACCCCAGCUUGAUUCUUUCUGAUAAUCUUCGGCAAGUACGGUACAGUUACCUCCAGCAGGAUCUUCCAGACAACCCUGAGCGGUUCAAUCUGUUUCCCUGUGUCUUGGGCUCUCCGUGUUUCAUCGCUGGGAGACAUUAUUGGGAGGUAGAGGUGGGAGAUAAAGCCAAGUGGACCAUAGGUGUCUGUGAAGACUCGGUGUGCAGAAAAGGUGGGGUGACCUCAGCCCCCCAGAAUGGAUUCUGGGCAGUGUCAUUGUGGUAUGGGAAAGAAUAUUGGGCUCUUACAUCCCCAAUGACUGCACUCCCCCUGCGGACCCCUCUCCAGAGGGUAGGGAUUUUCUUGGACUAUGAUGCUGGUGAGGUUUCCUUCUACAAUGUGACAGAGAGAUGCCAUACCUUUACUUUCUCUCAUGCUACCUUCUGUGGUCCGGUCCGGCCCUACUUCAGCCUCAGUUACUCGGGAGGGAAGAGUGCAGCUCCUUUGAUCAUCUGCCCUAUGAGUGGGAUCGAUGGGUUUUCUGGCCAUGUUGGGAAUCAUGGUCAUUCCAUGGAGACCUCUCCUUGAGGAAGUGAACUUAGACCACAAGUGCUGGUGCCUGUAAUCCUACCCCAGGCACAAGGGGUCUUGUCUUGAUUUGUGUCCAUCAAAGCUGGGUGUCCUUAACAUUUCCAUGCCCCUACAGUGAGAGACAAGAUGUCCAUCCAUGGUCUCUACUACACUUCCCCUUCCCUUGCAGAUUGUGAGAUGUAAUGAAAAAAAGUAUUGCUAUUUCCCAGAAAUAAAAAUGAGAUUCCUCCUC
Molecule: messenger RNA, 2469 nt
Organism: Arvicanthis niloticus (Nile rat)
Lineage: Eukaryota; Metazoa; Chordata; Mammalia; Rodentia; Muridae
Gene: Trim27
Product: tripartite motif containing 27
Molecular function (GO): protein binding; zinc ion binding
Source: RefSeq, a predicted model, not a curated record